Messenger RNA from Prorocentrum cordatum, 3034 nucleotides. NCBI's taxonomy places the organism in Eukaryota, Dinophyceae, Prorocentrales, Prorocentraceae. The record is from the annotation of a GenBank genome assembly.
CUCCGCGAUGAAGCCUGCAGGGCGUCAGCGUGACGUGUUCCCUCUGCCGCCGCUCGCGCUGGAUGAGCGCGCUGCUUCCUGUCGCAGCCGGCGGGGCCAGCAGCUGGCGCAGCGUGGGGCCGCGUGGAGGCGUUGGGCUAACGACGGCAUCGCGGCGCUCAACCAGCUGAGUGGCCACGGUGCAGGUGUGGCGGCGCCGCCAGGGCUGACGUCAUCAGCUGCCCAGGCGAGCGCGCUGGACCGCAUCGGCCAGGCCUUUCGCGAUUUUCCUGCGCCUCCUGACUAUCAUGAGGACCGAGUUUCAGGCGAAGCAGCCCUUGCAGAGCUGCUCGCUUCGGCGCCUGGGUAUUCCGCGGAGUCUCAGCGCGUCGAGCCCUACAGCAAGGACCUGAUGUCAUGGCCCGACAUGUCUACCGCGCCUGUGGAGGUCACAGAGUUGGUGGAUCAGGCCGAUCGUGAAUGCUUGUUGGGAUGGAGACGGACCAUGCUCAAAGGUGAGAUGUCGGCUUCUGAUUCCCGAGAUGCGCCAGCUCCGCGGCGCCCGUACGUGGACUUGAUUUUGGCCAACAGCCCUCGCGCCUACGCUGGCUUUGUUGGGAAGUUGCUUCAGGGUGGUAUGAUUAGCUUUCGCGUGGCGCGUGCUGCUGAUCCUUAUAGUUUGGGAUUUUUCUUUGUUGAGAAGGUGGGUAAGGGCACGUUGGGACUCGUGUUCGACACGAGAGUGGCGAACGAGGAUUUCGAGCCCCCGCCCAAGACGACGCUUCCGACGGCUGCGGCGUGGUCCGCCUUGGAGUCGCAGCGUCCCGUCGUUCUAGCGCAGGGUGACAUCCAAUGCGCAUUCUAUCACAUGCUUGUGCCAAAGGGGAUGGAGGAAUGCUUCGCGCUGCCCACUAUUUCAAAUCAGUUGUUGGGGAUUACUCACGUCGACGGAUUGCCAGUGGCUAGCGGCUGCUAUCUUCAGCCCAUGGUGCGCGCGUUGCCGAUGGGAUGGAGUUGGUCGCUGCUGUUUUGUCAGAGCAUCAUGCGCAGGGCUCUAGUGGAGAACGGGUUCAGUGACGGAUCAUUGAUCGAGGACGGCCGCCCCAGUCCUGUGCUGCACUCGCCUGUGAGUUUAGCUGCUGCUGGAUACGUUGAUAUUUUUGCAGUCGUAGGUUGUGAUGCAAGCAUUGUAACGGCAAAGAGAGAUCAGAUUACGCGGACGCUUGAAUCGUGGGGGUUACCCAUUCACUCCAUCGAUGCGGCUUCGCCGAAGACUGUCUUCACUGGUCUCGAGAUCGACGGUGACAAGCGCACUGUGCGGGUGAAGCCCUCCAACGUCUUGCGCCUGCGGCAGGCGAUUUUGGCUGUCCUGCGGCGAGGAGCGGCCUCGCCCCGACUGCUGGAAGUCUUGCUCGGGCACAUCACGUGGGCGAUGAUUUGUAAAAGAGAGACCUUGUCUAUCCUGCAUUCCGUCUACGCUUUCAAGUCCCUCAAGGACCCCAACGUCAGGCCUUUGUGGAACUCGGUAAGGUUUGAGCUCUGGUGCGUUGCUAGUACGCUGCCUCUGUGGUCCUCGCAUUUGGGUAUUCCUUGGGGUUCACGGGUCUCCGCCUCGGACGCGUCUCCUAUUGGUGUCGGCGUCUGUACUCGUGAUCUGGACUGGCCCCAGGUGGCCGAGAUGGGGAGGGUUACGGAGAGGUGGAGGUACAGGUGCACGGCAGCAGUUACAGCAAGGGCUAACGCAUUGGGGCUGGAUGAGCUCCACCUGGAGGAGGGCAUCUUGGACUCCGUCGCCGCGGACUACGUCGAAUCGUUCAACCCCGAGGGCUCCGUCAAGGGCUUUCUGGAGGUCCCCAAGGAGAUCAUGGAGGCCUCAGCUUGGGCCACGGUCAUCUCGAGGAGGCACUGGGAUCCCAUCAGGAACAUCUUGGAGCUCGAGGGGGAGGGACAGCCAGUGGCAGUUCAGCGCUCCAUCACGCUGAGGGUCGCUCGAAAGCAGCAGCAUCCACGGCCGAUGCAGCUGGCGGAGGGCGCCAUCAGCUUCCUGGAGAUGUCUGCCGUCACGGACUCGACCAGGGAGCGCUACAGGGGUCGCGCCGUGAGGUUCCUCGAGUGGGUGACUUGGCACGGCCUGGACUUUCACUCGGCCCCGCAGCUGGACGUGGCGCUGGUGGCGUUCAUGACCGACCUGGCAUUGGGCGGGUUCGACUCCGCCACGGGGAGGAUGUCAGUAGCCGCUCUGGGGCACUUCUUGCCCCAGUUGCUCGGCGGCAGGCGUCCUCUCCCUCGAGCGGCUCGAGCCCUCGACGGCUGGCGGCGACUGGUCCCCCCGCAGAUGCGGCUCCCACUGCCGCGAGCUGCGGCCAUGGCAGUUGCUGGUUGGAUGAUCUCUCGCAACUUGCCCAGCAUGGCGGUGUUCGUGGCGCUGGUGUUUCAUGCGUACCUGCGGCCCUCGGAGGCUUACCGUCUGAGAGUGAGCUCGUUGGUGCCGCCAAUAGCUGGGACGGGGUUCAGCUCGUGGGGGAUCAUCGUCAACGACGCGAAAGCAGGCCGGCCUGGCAAGACGGGCGAGACCGACGAGUCGGUGCUGGUGGAUGCGCCAGAGCUCUGGCCCGUGCUGCUCGCGCUGAAGGCCAACAGGGAGCCCAGCGCCAGCCUGUGGAACUUCAGACCCGCCGACGUCCGCCUGAUGUUCGCCCAGGGCUUGAGGGGGCUCGGGCUGCAGAAGGAGUCCCCGUCCUUGUACACCCUCCGCCAUGGGGGGGCCUCGCGCGACUUGCUCUCGGGGUCCCGAUCGUUGGCGGAAGUGAAAGAGAGGGGCAGAUGGGUGACGGACAAGAGUUUGAGACGGUACGGCAAGCGCACUCGGAUGCAACAGAGAAUAGGAGACCUGCCCGUCGAAGUCAGUCGCUUUGGAGAUCAGGUGCUCGAGAGAUUGGCGGAGCUCAUCGUGUGCAGUUUUGUGAAGGGCCAUUUCCCGCUGGCUGUUCCUCUUCAGCCCAUGCCUGCCGUCCCGCCAGUCGCAAAGCGGGCGCCAGUUCUGACCGUGCGCUAG